Musca domestica (house fly) is the source of this 1180-nucleotide messenger RNA. RefSeq names its product ADP-ribosylation factor-like protein 6 (gene Arl6). The record is from RefSeq and is a predicted model, not a curated record. Gene Ontology annotation, biological process: protein localization to cilium; cilium assembly; intracellular protein transport. Gene Ontology annotation, cellular component: cytoplasm; axoneme. The coding region runs from base 343 to 999 and encodes 218 amino acids. Gene Ontology annotation, molecular function: GTPase activity; GTP binding. Lineage: Eukaryota; Metazoa; Arthropoda; Insecta; Diptera; Muscidae. The transcript is spliced from 4 exons.
CCACAAGCCAGUUUUUUCCUCGUCAAGUGGUGGUCGUAAAAAAAAACGAUUGAAAAUUUUAAAUGCCAAUUGUAUAAAGUAUAAAAAACACAAAGCAAAAUGACGAAAACUGAUAAUGACUUGGCAUCAGAGAGCACACUUGAAGAGGUUUAUCUUGGGGUCUCAAAUUCAAUCUCAGCCCAGUGUAACAUGUUGCCAUAGUAACACUCCUUGCACAGUAUAAGGAUCUUAUAAGGCAAACAAAUGAAAAAAAACGCAUAUAAAUAUUGCAGUCUAGACACACAAGUUCAAUAGCUAAGGACAUAAAAUAAAAAAAAAACGAAACACAUUUCAAUACAAACAAUGGGAAUGUUUAAUAAUUUUUUAAGUCUCAUUAAAAUUAACAAAGAAAAAAUGACUGUUUUGGUUGUGGGUCUCAACAACAGUGGAAAAUCCAGUAUAAUACAGCAAUUUAAACGGAAAAACGAUACCAAUUCAUAUAUUUCCAUACCAACUGUGGGAUUUACACAUGAAGAAUUUUACAGUAAGCAUAAAAAUCCAAAUAAAAAUCACACUAAAGUGAAUAUUAAAAAAAUUACUUUUUUCUACUCAGGUCAAGGGGUGCAGUUUUCGGUGAUUGAUAUGUCUGGAGCAUGGAAAUAUCGAAAUUUGUGGCAGCAUCAGUUUAAAAAUUGUCAAGGUUUGAUUUAUGUCAUUGACGCCAGCGAUAAAAUGCGUAUGGUUGUGGUCAAAGAAGAGCUGGAUAUUCUGUUGCAACAUCCAGAUCUAGUGAAUCGGUCCAUUCCAAUACUGUUCUAUGGCAACAAAAGUGAUUGUGACAAUUCCCUAUCAAGUGUCAACAUAGCCUCAGCUCUAGAACUUACUUCAAUUUGUGACAAACCGUGGCAUAUUUGCUGUUGUAGUGCCAAAACUGGUGAUGGUCUGGAAGAGGGCGUGCAAUGGCUAAUACAACAGAUCAGAAAUCUAACACACAAAAAGGACAAACACAAGAAAAAAUAAAUUGAUUGUUGCUUAUAAGAAAUUAAGAUAGUCAAAUUAAUGUAUUUCACAAAAUAACUGUUAAUAGAAAUUCACGCAUGAACAAAACCAAUCAAAUGUUAACGUAUAACUAUUUUUUCGACAGUUACUUUACGUUGUAUAGGUUACGCGUUACAUCGUUGAUUAAUUGCGCUAAGGCAGG